This is a messenger RNA of Eurytemora carolleeae, 856 nucleotides long. Its product is annotated as CLIP-associating protein 2. The transcript has 6 exons. The coding region runs from base 57 to 830 and encodes 257 amino acids. Lineage: Eukaryota; Metazoa; Arthropoda; Copepoda; Calanoida; Temoridae. The record is from RefSeq and is a predicted model, not a curated record.
UAAACCUUUAUUUAUUCUAAUUGUUUAGGAGAGCUGCCACGCUGUCCCUGGCCUCGAUGUUUAACACCCAUACACCACAGAUGACAGAGUUGUUGAGGAAACUGCCACAAAUGUAUCAGGACAUAGCAAGGGAUGUCAUUGAAAAUAAGGACAAUGUUGGAGAAAUACUGGAGAAAAACGGCGCCGAUUCCCCGUUGAAGAUGACCGGUCCAUCGCCGAUGAAACCGCGGAGUCUUCAACCGCCGCACACUGGCGGGAGGACGAGGAUUACUAGUCCGCUUAAACCAAUUCAUCCUGAUGAAAGCGAAAAUAUGAACCCAGAUGAGGUGAACAAAUCUUUGAGAUUGACCGCCAACGCGAUUCAGAACUAUUCGUUUGACCGCACAGAUAAGAUGCGAAUAGAUAUGAUGCCAGACGAAAAAGAUAGCGGCAUAAGUCAGGUGUAUGAUGGUGGAUUGAAUAUUGAAGAGAAGCUUGCAGCACUCGAAUUAGAACGCCUUGAAGGACGAGUUUCAAAUGGACGAUCGGGUAUAAUUCGUCCGCCAGCGGCCAUGGACGAUAUGCUUUACGGCAGUAAUGACAGCACUUCCCGAGCUUACGCUUUUCGGUCCCUUCCCCGGAACUUGGCAAUGGGCGUGGUUAUGGGAGUUACCCGCCCAGUCAGGGAAAGAAAUGUACAUAAGCCCCGCCCUCUUCGUAAAGCAAUUGCUAUGGGCGUGGCGUAUGGGAAGGGCGGGGAAACUUCUCCUACAGGUCAGAGUGUGCAGACUAACCAAACCCUAUUUUAUUCAAUAAAACUUAACUAUCCCAGUUUUGUUCAUCUGAACUAAACCAUUUUAGUUUUGUUCAUCUAAAC